GGUAAAGGGAAGUAAGCUUUUGGAGGGUCGAGAUGCUCCUCAUCCUCUCCGAGGAGCCCUCGGCAUCCUGCCCAGCAUGUGACAGUCACCUGGUUAUGAGAAGACCGAUGAUGUUUCAGAGAAGACUUCCUUGGCUGACCAGGAGGAAGUAAGGACUAUAUUCAUCAACCAGCCCCAGCUGACAAAAUUCUGCAAUAACCACGUCAGCACUGCGAAAUACAACAUAAUCACAUUCCUUCCGAGAUUUCUCUACUCUCAGUUCAGAAGAGCCGCGAAUUCAUUUUUUCUCUUUAUUGCACUGCUUCAGCAAAUACCUGACGUAUCACCAACAGGUCGCUAUACAACACUGGUUCCUCUCUUAUUUAUUUUAGCUGUGGCAGCCGUCAAAGAGAUAAUAGAAGAUAUUAAACGACAUAAAGCUGAUAAUGCAGUGAACAAGAAACAGACACAAGUUUUGAGAAAUGGUGCUUGGGAAAUUGUGCACUGGGAAAAGGUAAAUGUUGGAGAUAUAGUUAUAAUAAAAGGCAAAGAGUAUAUACCUGCUGACACUGUACUUCUCUCAUCAAGUGAGCCCCAGGCCAUGUGCUACAUUGAAACAUCCAACUUAGAUGGGGAAACAAACCUGAAAAUUAGGCAGGGCUUACCAGCAACAUCUGAUAUAAAAGACAUUGACAGUUUGAUGAGAAUUUCUGGCAGAAUUGAGUGUGAAAGUCCAAACAGACAUCUCUAUGAUUUUGUUGGAAACAUAAGGCUUGACGGACACAGCACUGUUCCCCUGGGAGCAGAUCAGCUGCUUCUUCGAGGCGCUCAGUUGAGGAAUACACAGUGGGUUCAUGGAAUAGUUGUCUACACUGGACAUGACACCAAGCUGAUGCAGAAUUCAACAAGUCCACCACUUAAACUCUCAAAUGUAGAACGGAUUACAAAUGUACAAAUUUUGAUUUUAUUUUGUAUCUUGAUUGCCAUGUCUCUUGUCUGUUCUGUGGGCUCAGCCAUUUGGAAUCGAAGGCAUUCUGGAAAGGACUGGUAUCUCAAUCUAAACUAUGGUGGUGCUAAUAAUUUUGGACUGAAUUUCUUGACCUUCAUCAUCCUGUUCAACAAUCUCAUUCCUAUCAGUUUGUUGGUUACAUUAGAAGUGGUGAAAUUUACUCAAGCAUACUUCAUAAAUUGGGAUCUUGACAUGCACUAUGAACCCACAGACACUGCUGCUAUGGCUCGAACAUCUAAUCUAAACGAGGAACUUGGCCAGGUAAAGUACAUAUUUUCUGACAAAACUGGGACUUUGACGUGCAAUGUAAUGCAGUUUAAGAAGUGCACCAUCGCUGGAGUUGCUUAUGGGCAGAACUCACAGUUUGGAGAUGAAAAAACAUUUAGUGAUUCAUCAUUGCUGGAAAACCUCCAAAAUAAUCAUCCGACUGCACCUAUAAUUUGUGAGUUUCUUACAAUGAUGGCCGUUUGUCACACAGCAGUACCAGAGCGAGAAGGUGAUAAGAUUAUUUACCAAGCUGCAUCUCCAGAUGAAGGAGCCUUGGUCAGAGCAGCCAAGCAACUGAAUUUUGUUUUCACUGGAAGGACACCUGACUCAGUGAUUAUAGAUUCACUGGGGCAGGAAGAAAGAUACGAAUUACUCAAUGUCUUGGAGUUCACCAGUGCUAGAAAAAGAAUGUCAGUGAUUGUUCGCACUCCAUCCGGGAAGUUACGACUUUACUGCAAGGGAGCCGACACUGUGAUUUAUGACCGAUUGGCAGAGACUUCAAAAUACAAAGAAAUUACCCUAAAACAUUUAGAACAGUUUGCUACAGAAGGGCUGAGAACUCUGUGUUUCGCCGUGGCUGAGAUUUCAGAGAGCGACUUUCAAGAGUGGCGAGCAGUCUACCAGCGCGCGUCCACGUCUGUGCAGAACAGGCUGCUGAAACUGGAAGAGAGCUACGAGUUAAUCGAAAAGAAUCUUCAGCUACUUGGAGCUACAGCCAUUGAGGAUAAAUUACAAGAUCAAGUGCCUGAAACCAUAGAAACUCUAAUGAAAGCCGACAUCAAAAUCUGGAUCCUUACGGGAGACAAGCAGGAAACGGCCAUUAACAUUGGACAUUCCUGCAAACUUUUGAGGAAGAACAUGGGAAUGAUUGUUAUAAAUGAAGGCUCUCUUGAUGCAACGAGGGAAACUCUCAGCCGUCACUGCACUACACUAGGUGACGCCCUUCGGAAGGAGAACGACUUUGCUCUCAUCAUCGACGGGAAGACCCUCAAGUACGCCUUAACCUUUGGAGUGCGCCAGUAUUUCCUGGACUUGGCUUUGUCGUGCAAAGCUGUGAUUUGCUGCAGGGUUUCUCCGCUUCAAAAAUCUGAAGUCGUUGAGAUGGUUAAAAAACAAGUUAAAGUCAUAACCCUUGCCAUCGGGGAUGGAGCAAAUGACGUCAGCAUGAUCCAGACGGCACACGUGGGGGUUGGGAUCAGCGGCAACGAAGGCCUUCAGGCGGCUAAUUCCUCCGAUUACUCCAUAGCGCAGUUCAAGUAUUUGAAGAAUUUAUUGAUGGUUCAUGGUGCCUGGAACUAUAACAGAGUCUCCAAGUGCAUUUUGUACUGCUUCUACAAGAACAUCGUCCUCUACAUCAUCGAGAUCUGGUUUGCCUUUGUUAAUGGCUUUUCUGGACAGAUCCUCUUUGAGAGAUGGUGCAUAGGUCUUUAUAACGUGAUGUUUACAGCAAUGCCGCCGUUAACUCUGGGAAUAUUUGAGAGGUCAUGCAGAAAAGAGAAUAUGUUGAAAUAUCCUGAAUUAUACAAAACGUCUCAGAACGCCCUGGACUUCAACACCAAGGUUUUCUGGGUUCAUUGUUUAAAUGGCCUCUUCCACUCCGUUAUUCUGUUUUGGUUUCCACUAAAAGCCCUUCAGUAUGGUACUGUGUUCGGGAACGGGAAAACCUCCGAUUACCUGCUGUUGGGAAACUUUGUUUACACUUUUGUGGUGAUAACUGUGUGUUUGAAAGCUGGAUUGGAGACAUCGUAUUGGACGUGGUUCAGCCACAUCGCAAUCUGGGGCAGCAUCGCACUCUGGGUGGUGUUUUUUGGAAUCUACUCAUCUCUGUGGCCUGCUGUUCCGAUGGCCCCCGAUAUGUCAGGAGAGGCAGCCAUGUUGUUUAGUUCCGGAGUCUUUUGGACCGGCCUCUUAUUUAUCCCUGUGGCAUCUUUGCUUCUUGAUGUAGUGUACAAAGUUAUCAAAAGGACUGCUUUUAAAACAUUAGUAGAUGAAGUUCAGGAGCUGGAGGCAAAAUCUCAAGACCCAGGAGCAGUUGUGCUUGGAAAAAGCCUCACCGAGAGGGCGCAACUGCUCAAGAACGUCUUUAAGAAGAACCAUGUGAACUUGUACCGGUCGGAAUCAUUGCAGCAAAACCUGCUCCAUGGGUAUGCUUUCUCUCAAGAUGAAAAUGGAAUCGUCUCCCAGUCUGAAGUGAUUAGAGCGUAUGACACCACAAAGCAGAGACCCGAUGAAUGGUGACGGGGAGGGGCUGCGAGGCCAGCUCUGCUGUGUCUCUAAGGAGUGCUCCCAGGUCUUCAGCAGAAUCUGCUGACCCAUUCCAGUCUGGUCCCAGGAGGGGAAAUGGAUCUGAGCGCAUCUCACUGAUUGACAUUCAGAUUCAUGUAUAUUAUAGACAUAAGCACUGUGCAACUAUACUGUAACACCAUCUCUUUCAGAUUUUCGAAAGUAUUUGCUAAGUCUUUGUAAACAGAAAUGGAAAAUGACCUUGUAUCUUGCCAGAGUGUUUCCUUAAACUGAGAACAAGUCAGUAUUCUUAUGCUGUUGCUCUGGGGCUGUAACUGUCAGUGUACUGGAUAUGCCACAAGGUGACCAGCCAUUCGAAGUCUCUAAAAUGGUAGUAAGUUAAAGGGACUCUUGAUACCCAGUUUUAGAUUUCAGAAUAUGCUGAAGAAAAAAAAAACCAGCAUUCUUAAGGAACUGACUCGCUGAGCAAAAUUUCUAAACAAGACAUUAAUAAUAAGUGUUUGUGUCAAAAAUUGUCUUGAUAAAUGUUUGCCAAAGAAGUUCAAUAAAUGUAUUUCUCAUUCAGUAGUCAUUUGCCCAGAAAUUUAAGAGAAGGUUUACCUCCAGUUCUGCUGUAAGAUCUGCAUGCUUGACUUCUCAAAUCUAAGAGUGAUUUGCAAAAACAAGUAUUUCAAGGCAUUUGCUACUAAAAUCUGUGAUGUUGCACCUUCGGCCUUACAAAUGCUUCUUUCUUGUUUGUCUUAUUUAUUUGUUAAAGUCGAAGUGCACUCGUGGUAAGUGAUCCUGUCGUUACGACACUGAUUUUUUAAAGCUGUGUUUAUGUCUCAGUCCUUUCUGAUGAGGUUUCAUCAUCAUUUAGAUUUUUCUAACAGUCUGGCUUCUGCUGUAGAUUGAGCAAUGUCAUUUUGUCUUCAAGUUUUCUCUUUUAAGAAAAAUACGCUCACAUAUGUAUGUGAGAUUUCCCGUGCUUCUGUCAAGACGUUUGGAAUACCCCGCAGGAUACCUGCAUGGGCUUUUGUAAUGUCGGAGGCUCAGCUUCUGCCCUGUGCUUUGGUUUCUCUGUUAGUUCUCACGUGAGACGCCUGCUGUCCUCGGUAGCACACCCCGUGUUUCAGUGACUGCCCCUCCUGCACUGAGGACUGAGAGUGACUUCACUUUUCACGUGUCAGGCAGCUCCCAGAAUUAGUCACACGCUGCUGAUUGGGACAAAGCAGCAGUACAUUUUCCCCAUUUUAAAAACACCUAUUUUACUCAAGCCUGUAACUUUACAAAGAACCCUGUUCAUCUUGAGUAGAUUCUGUUAAUAUGCUUUUAAAUGUCUAUUCUGUUUAAUUAUUUUCAGCAUUUUCAAGACAUCUCCUGAAAAUACCUACUUUGCUACCAACUAUAGAUGGUGAGGGGAGGGGCUGUUUAAAAACCGCAACCUAUUUUCUACACUAUUUUUUAAAUAAAGCUUUCACGUAGAAAUAAAUAAAAAGGAAUUCUAGCUUUCAGAUACACUUCAGAGAUUGAAGCAAACUUUCUGCCUUGUGUUCAAAAGCCUGUUUGCCUUUAAGUGGACUUAACCAGCAAAAUAGGUAGAACUUCCUCUUUUGAAAAAGUCAACUAGGAUUGAGAAGAGAGGUGAUUUUCAAAUCACUCCUUGAGUUUAAUCAUUUACAUCCUUUUCACCCUUUUUCUCAAUCCAGACUUAAAAUUAGGUUAUUGAUUAUUUCCUUACCUGUAUUCUUAACUACUUAGUCACAUGUAUGCCUCCCACAUUUUCUGCAAAUAAGAGAAGUUGUAACACAUACAUAAUUCUAACCUAAAGGAGGGCAAGGAAUGAACAUAAAUACUCCCCAGACCCUUCCCAUCUGGGGCUCAGAUUAAGAGAAUCAUGAACCCAAACAUCUAGCAAGACCACAAGUAUGAGAGUCUAAGGUCAUCUUCAAAAUUCAGAUGUCACACUCUUUGUCUACUGAACGGAUAUUCAGAGCGGCUUGUCUGGGCCUCCGCGGGGAGAGUUGAGGUCAAACCACAAAAAACGAAAAACGAGAAUGAAGUACAUCCCUCCGGAGGAACAGUUUACAGCGGUGACAGAGAAGGGCUGCCUCCAUUUCCCCUCACCUCAUAGGUGACAUCCUUCUCCAGAAGGUUAAUAUUAAAAUGGGAUGAGCAUAAGAGCACUGAAUUUUCUGACUUAAGAAAACUAAGUGUUUUAUUUCUAUCUUGAAACACAGCUUGUUUCUGUGAAGCUCUUCAACGUGGGUAGAAGACUCAUGCUUAAUAUUAUAAUGUUGGUGAUCAUGAUCUGAAAUAUGACUAAUUUGUGCUUUUUUGUCCCAAGGACCUAUUUUGGAAUUAUCAACAGUAAGUCAAUCUCUUAGCUUCUUGGGUGGGAGUUGGGGGUGGGCAGAGAGGGCGUGACCUCCAUGGUAAAAUUUAAAAUAUAAGAUUGCAACUGCAGCAACCUUAUAGUGGUAAUGAGAGAAAACCCUCUGAUUUUUUUUUAACCUUCCUAAGGCCAGGAGUGGGGAAGUAACAGUUUUACCAAGAUUAAACUAAACAGUUGAAGUGUAUUUUCUGAAAUAAGGGACACUCCAAUUAAAACGUCCCUUGUAGGGACUGGCAAAUGCUAACACCGUUGCUUUAUAAUGUUUACAGUUCAGAAAACACUACUUUCAGCAGAAAAUCGUCAUUCAUCUCGCAUUGAAAAGCUGGAAGUUGCUUCUUUAAUGUUGACUAGUACACAGUGAUAUUGAGCAUGGACUUUCUAAACGUUUUAUACAUCAUAUAAAAAUAUAUUGGUGUCUCACACCCAGAAAGAUGCUAUAUGGUAGAAAUUAUUAGCAGGAAAAUAGUGUUUCUCAGGAAUGUAGUAAAUUGUAAGUGAAAUAUAUGCUGCCCACCCCCCACCCCCACCCCACUCUGUCUCAUGUGAGCCUGCUUCAGCCAUGCGGCAAAGUUAAUGGGAAACUUUUUCUAAUCAAGUCAGGUGAACCUGUAUUCUAUUCAGUAAUGUCAGCCAUUUACAUGAACUGUAUGGUCAUUGAAUGGAAUCCUCUUAAUUAAGUGAUUCCUCUUAAUUUCCAAGGAAAAAGAAAUGAAUUCAAGAAAUCAACAUUUAUUCUGGUCGUUAUAUUUUAACUUCGCAGUUUCGCAUUCUCAAUAACCAGUGUGAAAGUCACACGAUUUGUUCUGCAUUGUGUGCACUGUACAUCACUUAGAAUCUGUCAUUUAAGAUGUUCUUUCAGGAAAUGAAUGCUAAUCAGGAAGUACUUGAUUGCAUAUUCACAAUGUUUUCUUUAUAACAAUGUCAUCCUUAUUACAAAGCUAAAUAAUUCUUAGUGUUUAUUUUUGUGCAGUUUGCCCUUGGAUAGUUCCUGGUUCUAAAACUUGCAUCAUCAAUUAAAUCUAUAAUCAUCCACAAAAUUUAUUGAGCAAAUUCCCACUCUAUUCACAUCACAUGGGCCAGGCCUAUAGAACUCUUUUCAUAAAUUACUUGAUGUAACACCAUGCAGCUCAGUGCCUAAUAAAUGCUUUUUAAUGAUGAACAUUUCUAUAAUGCCUCUUAAAGAGACCAUAGUUUGAUUUUUCUCACAUUGAAAUAACUGAAAGUCACUUGUGAAGCUCUUAUUUUUUGCUGCAUUUUAAUUAACCUUCAACAGCUAUUCAAAUGGAAUGUAAGUUAAAUUUUGAAGGAAAGGAAAUAAAUGUUUUCCAUUUUUUGUCCUGAUUUAUUUUCUGUAUGAGAGCAGCUGUGUUUUUGAUAGGUUUAUGGUUUGCAUGAAUUAAUAUUUAAAGUGGUCUAGGCCAAUGCAUGGCUCUUGCUGUAAAUCUUGAUGUUUAUUUCUGCCUUAUAAAAUUCUUUCGUGGCCUACCUGAAAUUUAAUAUUCAGUGGGCAAAUUAAUUGGUCCUCUGCACUUUUUUUAAUAAGUAAAUUAUUUUACAAAUUUGAACUAAUUUAAUUGAAACUUUUGUUUAGCUUGCCUCUAAGAACUUUCCUUAAUAAAGCUCACAAAACUUCUCAGCAAAUAAAUCUCCCUUAAGUAGGAAAAAAGCUAGAUUUCAUACUAGCUUACUUUGAAUUAACAGCAACUUUCCAUAGGUAAAUCUGCUCUUGCAAAGAUGUGAGCAGAAUAUUUAAAAAUAUAUAUUUUUAUGUUUCCUGGUUCUAGACUAGCAGCCAUAAAUGCAGUAAAUGCUGUUUGUUGUUUGUUUAACUACUUCAAGCUUCAUUUUUCACAUUUUCAAGUUUCUUAGGUUAAAAAGAAAGGCAGCCUUGGAAGGCAGCUACUAUGGAAAAUUGCAGUUUGCAUUAAAGAUAAAAUCGUAUAUUUUCAGCUCCAUGAAAAACCAUUCCUGCUGAAACUGCUGUAGAAAUUGUGAAGCUGCAUGAGUGGAGAGUGUUGACUCUGUGAUUAUAGUAGUUUUCUCAGGUUUGUUUAUCUCGAUGUUCAAAGCACUGUGUUUUAUAAAUAGUUAUUAUAAGUUGAGUAAUAUUCAAUUCUACGCAGUGUUACGUGUCAUUGGCCUUUUGUGGAUGUGCAUGUUUUAAACUGCAAAUUUUAAACAUUUUGUCCUGAUUGUUAUUAAAAAUGAAAUAAACCUUUCCAUUCCAUAAA
Molecule: messenger RNA, 8104 nt
Organism: Vicugna pacos (alpaca)
Lineage: Eukaryota; Metazoa; Chordata; Mammalia; Artiodactyla; Camelidae
Source: RefSeq, a predicted model, not a curated record